This is a messenger RNA of Xylaria bambusicola, 2002 nucleotides long. RefSeq lists its product as uncharacterized. The record is from RefSeq and is a predicted model, not a curated record. The transcript is spliced from 5 exons. Lineage: Eukaryota; Fungi; Ascomycota; Sordariomycetes; Xylariales; Xylariaceae. The coding region runs from base 541 to 1743 and encodes 400 amino acids.
CUCAAUUCAGCAGAGGGGUCAAUGUUUGCUAAUAAUUUAAUCAAGGCCUAACCACCAGGCAUUAGGUACUCUUCGUUGUUAGUUAGUUACCUGGCCAUGAUUAUACAUUGGCUACAACUAUGUUAUGCCCCUAUUAUUGCCUGGUUAUAUAGUGGUUAUAUAGUGGUUAUAUGGUGCCUGGAUUAGCUGGAUAAACUAGCGGCGGGACCAUCGGCGACCGACCGACCCACAGUCCUAGCAAGCACAUGUCACCACCACCACAACAGCACACUGCUAGAACCAACAAUGACGCUUAAAGCAGAGGUCUGAAUGGCUACUUCGCGAGGCUGUGGGUGUGUUUGUCACCAACGGCAGAUACGUAUUUGGUAGACAAGCCAUUCACCGUCGUGCCGGGUACGUUAUAUAAGAUGAUGCGAAAUUCCACUACAAUGUCGUUCCUUCUCGUGAUAUACGUGACAUACACCUUUGUUUAUUGUUUCCAAUAAUCCUUCCCAACUGGCACAAAUUCCUUCCCUUGUUAUAGGUAUCUUGUCAGGAACAAUGGCCAGCACAGGAGCGCUACCGGGGACCCCUGCCGAGUGGAAGGCCAAAUCCGAGUCUUUAGGAUGGAAGACUAUUCAUGAGUAUGGGUUGGGUAAUUCUAGCUCGAAGAUUACUGAAGACCAGUUUUUGCUGCUCCGUACUUUAUGGGUGAAAUACACACCAGAUGAUCUCUACAGACGCGAUAGGGCUCUCUGGAUAGAUAAGUCCAAUUUCGAACUUGCGCAGAAGUUCCUAUCCUCAAGUGCCAUAGCACCCACCUGGAAGAAAUUUCUCGAUUCCACCAGCACACCCCCAGAUACCCUUGAAAAACAGGGUUAUGAUGGUCUUCAUACGUUUUCUCUGGUCAGAUACCAUCAGAUCCAGUCGCAGGGCUUGAAGUCCAACGAUCAUGAUAGUGUCAAGGUGGACAUGAGUCCAAUUGCCAAGAGAACAAGAAAUCGGAUCAAGCAAAGAGUCGCCGCUCAAUCGUCUCCAACUCCUGGUCCAAAGCUCACAGGUCUAUCAAAAAGUUUAGAAGCACUAGAUAUAACCAAAUCCAACCCCAACCAGCCCCCUACUACACCAGAUAGGGGUGGGGGUGGUUCUAAUGCUUCAUCUAGUCCACCAACACCAGCGGACUUUUCCUCUCCAUUUGAGGAUCCCAGAAUAUUUGAAGCCAUUCAGGAUGAGCAAAUUGUGAAUACGGCUCUUAUCGAAUACCUUAACGCCUUAGCGAUACACUGCAAAGAUCUCAAAGCGAACUGGAGUUUGCGUCGUCUGCCCUUGAUCACGCGAGAUCAUCAGGGACAAAAGAUAUACGAAGCAAGGGUAGAUGGCUGCCUGGAACGACGAACAGAUCGGAAGCCCUUGGCAGUCAUUGAGGUCAAGCCGUUUGUCAGAAAAAAGAAGCUAGGAGAUAUCAGGAUGCAGGAGAGUGCGCAAAUGGCCGCAUGGAUUAACAGUUAUAGGCCGUUGAAUACAGACCCGAAACAAGAGAACAAGCGUCUCAUGAUCUCACAGGAUCGUCAUGAGAUUUAUCUUACUUUCGCAGUGUUCGGUGCAGAUUAUGUCGAUUACAUCUGCGAUAAGCAGGGAAUUGAUUACAACAAGCCCUCAUUCCUUCAGAUGAACGAGUACGGUCCAUUUGAUGUUGGUAACCGAAAUGAUAUGGAGAUGCUAGGCGAACUUGUCCUAGGCUAUGCAUUGGCCGAAUCCCAGUGAUAGCUACGGUGGUACAGGACUUUGGUGAAAAUUACAAUGGUAAUUAUCAUUUAUGUGGUGUGCAGAAGGUCGUCAUCGGAUCAGUACGCGACUGUUGCCAGGGUAUUUCAGCUGGCCGCGAUAUUUGCACACUGUAUACUUCGAAAAGCGCACCAAAAUUAGGGGUUUGCAUAGUGUAAGGUUAUCGUGGGUUAUUAACAAGUGUCUUUUUCAACCAUGUAUUUUAAAAGUACAACGUUAAUAAAAUCGUUAAGUUCGG